AUGGCCCCGCCCGUGACGUUCAUGGAGACGGUCGAGCACCUCGGCGGCGGUCUCGCCAUGGUCGGCGUGGUCCUUGCGCUCGCUGUCGCGUAUGUGCUGCUCGUCAACUUUGCGCUGCCGCGUGGGCGCCUCGCGCAGGCCGAGCGUGUCAACAAGCUCCGUCGGGCCGCGAAAGACAAGCCACGCCGAUAUGUGGAUUGA
Saprolegnia diclina VS20 is the source of this 201-nucleotide messenger RNA. RefSeq lists its product as hypothetical. The coding region runs from base 1 to 201 and encodes 66 amino acids. The record is from RefSeq and is a predicted model, not a curated record. The transcript is spliced from 2 exons. NCBI's taxonomy places the organism in Eukaryota, Oomycota, Saprolegniomycetes, Saprolegniales, Saprolegniaceae.